AAAUUCCAAGGAACAUUCAAGAAGCCACAGAUCACAUUUAUGAGAUGAUUAUCCAAGAAGCCGCAGGUCACAUUCACGAGAUACCAGUAAUCGACAGUUACAUUCGCAAGAUGAUUAUCCAAGUAAUCAAUGAUCAAAUUCGUGGGGUCAUCAAAGUCGUCAUCAUCGACAUAGGCAAAAUGGAUCUCGACAUAGAUAAAAUUCAGAUCGCGAAGAAUCUCAACAUGGUUAUAGAAGUCAAC
Acaulospora colombiana is the source of this 242-nucleotide messenger RNA. NCBI's taxonomy places the organism in Eukaryota, Fungi, Glomeromycota, Glomeromycetes, Diversisporales, Acaulosporaceae. The record is from the annotation of a GenBank genome assembly.